AUUGGUUGAUCAUGAUUCAAACUUAUAUCCAGACUUUGAAAUUUAUAACAACCAAAAUAAUGAAAUUGAUUCAAUGGAAAAUUUUGGAGACGCUGAAAAAUACUCACAGUAUAUGGAACGAGAUUCUUAUAAGAUCUGGUUAUGCGAAAAUCCUGAAAAAAAAUAUAAGUUCUACAGAACUCUGUCACUUCAACGUGUGAAGUCACAACCCUCUCAUCCACUUGGAAAACUACGUUACACGAAGCACGAUAAGGUACUUGUUGAAAUGGAGGCGCAAUAUGUGUUGAAAAUGGAAGCAAUCCGAUAUUUGGAUGAAAUCGACUAUAAUAGAAAAGCAGUGAAAUUUGGUGAGUUUACAUCAAACAUGAAAAUCAAAUUCUGAGAAAGAAAUACCUAAAAUCUCUGUUGUAUGUUUUGCAAAUAUAACUUCUUGUUAGA
This is a messenger RNA of Nilaparvata lugens (brown planthopper), 438 nucleotides long. RefSeq lists its product as uncharacterized. The record is from RefSeq and is a predicted model, not a curated record. The transcript has 2 exons. NCBI's taxonomy places the organism in Eukaryota, Metazoa, Arthropoda, Insecta, Hemiptera, Delphacidae. The coding region runs from base 74 to 382 and encodes 102 amino acids.